AUGAUCACGAGGAAAUUGAUUAUUCUGCUCCUCGCGCUCGCUCUUGCGUUCCUGGCCCUCGCCGAACCCAUCCUCGACGAGAGCAGAAGCGACGUCGACGUGCCAGAAGAAGAUCCUUGCGCGGGGGUUCACAAAGCCCAUGAUAUUCUGCAGGCGCUGUAUCCACACCGACAUGCGCAUUUGUCAAAGAAGCUCGGUGGAUCUGGCCAGGCGAGGAGAUUGCCUGACGAGUUGGGGUGGAGCAGCCAUGGACCGCUCUCUGCCGCACUCCGCAUCUCCUCCCGUCUAGUCGCCUCACUCAAUCCCCUCAACCUACUUGCUAAGAUCCCGCGCUCAACAUCACGGCGACAACGCAUCUCCGCCUCGACGCGCGAUCGCAUCGAACGUGUAUUUGCAGCGCUCGACGAUGCAGAAGCCAAGGGAUGUCCUCAGGCUCUGGCCUUGCGCGCCGAUGUCCUCCUAUUCCCUCCUUCUCGCGGUAUCAAGCAGGACCUGCCCGCUGCAUACGACUUGUACAAGCGCUACCUCGACCUGACGUCCGACUCACACGCGCAGUUCAUUGUCGGCUUCUUCCACGCUACUGGUGUAGGCGGCGUCAAGCGCGACCAGGGCCUCGCUACGCUGUAUUACACCUUUGCUGCGCUGCAGGGACACAAGCCAGCGCAGAUGGCCAUGGGAUAUCGCUACUGGGCUGGAAUUGGUGUCAAGGAGGACUGUGUCAUUGCGCUCGACUUUUACGAGAGGGCGGGUGAGAAGGCGUACAACACGUACGAGGCCGGGCCACCGGGCGGUGAAACCCUCCCACUCUCACCAUCGAGGAUAUCGGACCGUCUCGGCGGCGUGUUCGGCCCGCACGCGACGUGGUCGCUCACCGGAUUCAACGUCAACUACGUGACGGUCAAGGCGAUCAACGCGCUCGCGCGCGGCGAGUCUGAACCCGAGAUUCUCGAGUACUUGAAGUACAACUCUGAUCGCGGGCAGAUGCGCUACACAUACCGCCUAGGGCACCACUACUACGCCGGUUCAGUGUUCCCGCACUCUUCGAGCGGCGUGUCGUCGGGCGCCGAGGAGAUUGGCGAGAUCCCUCAGAGCUUUGAUGAGGCACGCAAAUACUUUCACUUCGUCGCACGCCAGAUGUGGCCAGCGGACUUGGAUGCCGAGGGUAAGGCGGCGCCCCGGAAAGAGAUGAAUGACGAGAGGCGCAAAGAGCUGAGCGACCCUGCUAUGGUCGCCGCCUCAUUCCUCGGCCGCAUGUACAUGCGCGGCGAGGGUGUGAAGAAGGACUUCAAGCUCGCGCGUCUAUGGUACCAACGCGCGGCCGACCUCGGCGACCGCGAAUCGCACAACGGCCUCGGCAUCAUGUACCGUGACGGCCUUGGAGUGAAAAAGGACAGGGAAAAGGCGUUCAAGUUCUUCCAGGCUGCCGCUGGGCUAGAUCUGCCUGACGCUGAGAUCAACAUCGGCAAGAUGCUGCUCGACAAGGGCGACAGCUCGCGUGCGGCCCAGUACUUUGUCCACGCGGUGCAACACGGCUCGCCGUUCGAGGCGUUCUACCACCUUGCGGCAUUGCACAGCGCGAGUGCGCAUGCGCCGGCCGACCAGCGCUCACCAGGGGCUUGCGGCGUCGCGGUCGGGUACUACAAGCUCGUGAGCGAGGUCGGGGCGUGGGACGAUGACUACAUUGGCGAGGCGAACCGCGCCUGGAGCCGCGGCGAAGAGGACAAGGCUCUGCUGGGCUGGUGGAUCGCCGCCGAGAUGGGCUUCGAGAUUGGGCAGAACAACGUCGCGUUCAUGCUCAACCGCGGGUCCACGCACUUUGGAUACCCAAUCCCGGCCGACACCGAGCUCAUGCUCUGGACGCGGAGCGCCGCGCAGGGUAACGCCGACGCCAUGGUCAUGGUUGGCGAUUCGUAUUACACGGGCGCGUACCUGGAUUCCAGCACGGACCCCAACGUCACCGAAUCGUUACCAGAUUACCCGCGCGCAUUUGGGUACUACCAGACCGCGUCGGAGAAGCACAACCCCAUGGCCUACUGGAACCUCGGGUACAUGUACGAGAACGGACUGGGUGUCCGGCGCGACUGGCACAUGGCGAAGCGCAACUAUGACAUGGCACUGAACGUCUCGCCCAAAGAUGCGUACCUGCCCUGGGUGCUGAGUCUCACCAAGCUGUACAUCCGAAGUUGGUGGACCGAUGUCGCCACGAACGGGGACGUGUCGGGUCUCUCACUUUUUGACGAUUCGCAAGAGGCGCCUGGACUGUGGGAGGGCAUCAAGAGGCUCUUCACUGGGCCGCUGCCUGCCCAGCGGCAAGAGCGCGAACGUGAACAUGAGGACGACAACGAGCACGAAGACUACUCGGGCGCCGGGUGGGAUGGGAACAACGACGAGCUCGACGACGUCGACGAUAUGGUCGAGAAUGUCGUCAUCCUCGCCGUCACGGUCAUCAUCAUGCUCCUCUUCUGGCUCCGCCAGCGGUGGGGCCAGUUCGGGUUCGGGCCCCUGCAGCAGCCUGCGCGCAUGGUCGCGUAG
Cutaneotrichosporon cavernicola is the source of this 2532-nucleotide messenger RNA. RefSeq lists its product as uncharacterized. The record is from RefSeq and is a predicted model, not a curated record. Lineage: Eukaryota; Fungi; Basidiomycota; Tremellomycetes; Trichosporonales; Trichosporonaceae. Gene Ontology annotation, biological process: ERAD pathway. Bases 1 to 2532 code for a protein of 843 amino acids. Gene Ontology annotation, cellular component: endoplasmic reticulum membrane. Gene Ontology annotation, molecular function: protein binding. The transcript has 6 exons.